Naegleria gruberi is the source of this 639-nucleotide messenger RNA. RefSeq lists its product as uncharacterized. Gene Ontology annotation, molecular function: glutathione binding; glutathione transferase activity. NCBI's taxonomy places the organism in Eukaryota, Heterolobosea, Eutetramitea, Acrasida, Naegleriidae. The record is from RefSeq and is a predicted model, not a curated record. Gene Ontology annotation, cellular component: cytoplasm. Bases 1 to 639 code for a protein of 212 amino acids. The transcript has a single exon.
AUGGUCUACAAAAUUUAUGGUGCUGCUCAAUCAACUUGCGUUCAACGUGUUUUGACCACAAUCAAGGAGAAAGGUUUAGAAUAUGAACUUGUUCCUGUUGAUUUAAUGAAGGGAGAACACAAGUCACCAUCCUACUUGGAAAAGCAUCCAUUUGGUGUCAUUCCAGUCUUGGAAGAUGAUGGGUUCUUGAUUUAUGAAUCUCGUGCUAUCUGUCGUUACUUGGAAGCCAAACAUAAGAGCCAAGGAACUGAACUCAUUCCAACUGAGCUCAAAGCUUUGGGUCUAUUCGAACAAGGUGCUUCCAUUGAAACUGCUUACUUUGAUUCAAAUGCUUCUGGUUUAGUUUUCGAAAAGUUAUUUAAGGGAAUGAUGGGAUAUGGAGCUGCUGAUGAAGCUCGUGUCAAACAAUUGAGUGAAAAGUUAGCACUCAAUUUGGAUGCCUAUGAAAAAGUGUUGGCUAAACAAGAAUUCAUUGGUGGAAAUCAAUUCACCUUAGCCGAUUUGUAUCACUUACCAUAUGGAAACUUGUUGUUCGCUAUUGGAUUGGGUAAUUUAUUGUUGGAUCGUCCACUUGUUAAAGCUUGGUGGGAAAAGAUUUCAUCAAGACCUUCAUGGAAAGCUGUUUCAGGACAACAAUAA